Prunus mume (Japanese apricot) is the source of this 1199-nucleotide messenger RNA. Lineage: Eukaryota; Viridiplantae; Streptophyta; Magnoliopsida; Rosales; Rosaceae. The record is from RefSeq and is a predicted model, not a curated record.
AUGUACUUAAUGUGUGAAAAGUGCCAGCUUUUGCGUCACUACGUAGAAAAAAAAUUAGAUGACCAAACCACAAUGAACUUUUGGGUUGCAAAUUCUAGGAGGUCUAAUAAGCCUGCUCUUGUAAUGCUUCAUGGGUAUGGUGGCAAUUCAAAGUGGCAAUUCAUCCAUCAAGUGGGUUCACUUUCUCAAAGUUUCUAUCUGUACAUACCUGAUCUAUUGUUCUUUGGCAAAUCCUACACCAACAGGCUAGAAAGGACAGAGGUUUUCCAAGCAAAAUGUGUGGCAGAAGGGUUGAAGAGAUUAGGGGUAGAGAGAUUUGCUGUUUACUCUAUAAGUUAUGGAGGGUAUGUGGCAUAUUGGUUGGCUGAGAUGUAUCCAGAGUUGGUGGAGAAAGUUGUGGUUGUGAGUUGUGGGGUUGGGAUGACAGAGGAGCAGAAAAGAGAGCAGAUCAAUAAGGUUGGAAGCAAUGCAUUGAAUCUCCUUGUACCUGAAAGUGCUCAUGAUCUGAGGCUCUUGGUGAAUCUGACAAUGCACAAACCUGGCCCUUCUAAGUGGGUCCCUGAUAUUUUCCUUCAUGGGUUCAUCAAUGUGACCUAUAAACAACACAGGAAGGAGAAAUUAGAGCUGGCAGAGCACUUGCUGAGGAAAAAAGCAGAUAUAGACCUUCCCAUUCUAACUCAGGAAACACUGAUAAUUUGGGGAGACAAGGAUGAUGUCUUCCCUGUGUACUUGGCCUAUCAGUUGCAAAGGCAGUUGGGGCCAAAAUCAAAGGUGGAGAUAAUCAAGGACACAGGUCAUGCAGUAAACAUGGAUUCACCCAUUUCCCUGAAUGCUCUGAUAACUUCAUUUGUUUUGGGUUACUCCUAGUGUGGCAGACUUGCAUUAUCAAAUAUAUUGAAUGAUGUAUUAGUUUUGGGUUAAACAGAGACUGCUGCAGGCUGCAGAUGGAGCAAAAAUGUAUAUAUAAUAUAUGAGUGCGAUAUUUUCAUGUUAUUGGUGAAGUUGGAAUGAGAAGAAACCCAAACACAGAAACAGGGUUAUGCUUGCUUAUGGGUCAUCUUUGAUUAAUUUAUGCAGCUACAGCUGUGAGAUGGCCUAACUUUUGGAAGCAGGCAUGCCUUGAAUCUUGAUGUAACUUUUUUUUGGGUCGAAUCUUGAUGUAACUUUUGUUUCUCAAGAAAUUGCUGUUUGUGCGCUCA